This is a messenger RNA of Salarias fasciatus (jewelled blenny), 2798 nucleotides long. RefSeq names its product protein APCDD1. The transcript has 5 exons. Gene Ontology annotation, biological process: negative regulation of Wnt signaling pathway. NCBI's taxonomy places the organism in Eukaryota, Metazoa, Chordata, Actinopteri, Blenniiformes, Blenniidae. The record is from RefSeq and is a predicted model, not a curated record. The coding region runs from base 344 to 1873 and encodes 509 amino acids. Gene Ontology annotation, molecular function: Wnt-protein binding. Gene Ontology annotation, cellular component: plasma membrane.
CAUGUUCCAGCCCUCCUCCGGCUCCGCGGCGCAGGACGCACACAGGACGCACACGGGACGCGCGUAAAAGUGCCCGAGCCGCCUCACUUUGAACGCCGAUCGGCAGCGUGCGCGCCUAGCGGGACUCGGAUUCUACUCUUCUUCCAUCUGUGCGAUGUUUUCACGGCCCGGGCCCGGAUUCCUGCGGCGGGAUCCACUCGAGACGCGCUCCCCGUGAUGCCGGGAGUUUGCUCCGCGCUUUGGAUCCAACAUGUGAGGAUUUCUGGGGGAAUUACCAAGGACGCCGCGUAAAGGAAAGCUGAAAAUAACCCGCGCGACCAGCGAGGCUCGUUCUGAAUGCGCGAUGGGGCCGUCCAGUACAAUACUGCUGGCUGCUCUUUUAGUUCUGGCGGACGGCGCCACCCUCCACCUGUCGGACGGCCGCUCCGGCCAGCCCGCUCUGGAGAAAACCUUCGGCCGCUCCGUCAAAGACUCGCAGUGCCAACACAUGCUGAAGCACCUGCACAACGGCGCCCGGAUCACCGUGCAGAUGCCCCCCACCGUGGAGGGCCACUGGGUCUCCACCAGCUGUGAGGUGAGACCCGGCCCGGAGUUCCUGACCCGCUCCUACAGGUUCUACUCCAACAACACCUUCCAGGCUCACCAGUUCUACUACGAGGACAACCACUGCACCCGGCCCAGCUACACCCUGCUGGUCCGGGGCCGGCUCCGCCUCCGCCAGGCCUCCUGGAUCAUCCGCGGGGGCACGGAGGCCGAGUACCACCUCCACCGGGUCCAGAUGGUGGUCCACACGGCCGCCGUGGCCAAAGAGCUGGGCCAGAGGCUGAACCGCAGCUGCCGGGGGGCGGCGGCGGCGGGGGGCCACUGGGAGCCCGGCGUCGUGCACGAGCUGUGGAGCGAGGAGGGCGGCCACGACUGCUCCAGAGAGCUGAACUUCGCCAUGCACGAGCUGCAGCUGCUGCGGGUGGAGAAGCAGUACCUGCACCACAACCUGGACCACCUGGUGGAGGAGCUGUUCCUGGGAGACAUCCACACCGAGCCGGCGCAGCGGCUCUACUACAAACCCUCCAGCUACCAGACGGCGCUGCAGAACGCCAAGAACCACGACCACGGCUGCAUCGCCUGCCGGAUCAUCUACCGCUCGGACGAGCUGCACCCGCCCAUCCUGCCGCCGCGGGCCGACCUGACGGUGGGCCUGUACGGAGAGUGGGUGAGCCAGCGCUGCGAGGUGCGUCCGGAGGUCCUCUUCCUCACGCGCCACUUCGUCUUCCACGACAACAACCACACCUGGGAGGGCCACUACUACCACUACUCCGACCCCGUCUGCAAGCACCCCACCUUCACCAUCUACGCCCGCGGGCGCUACAGCCGCGGCCUGCACUCCACCCGCGUCAUGGGCGGGACCGACUUCGUCUUCAAAGUGAACCACAUGAGAGUGACCGCCAUGGACGUGGCCACCACCUCCCUCCUCAACGUCUUCAGCGGGAACGAGUGCGGCGCGCAGGGCUCGUGGCAGGUGGGCGUGGAGCAGGACGUGACGCUGACGGCGGGCUGCGUGGCGCUGGGCAUCCGGCUGCCCCACACCGAGUACGAGCUGUUCCGCAUGGAGCAGGACGCCCACGGCCGCUACCUGCUGUUCAACGGCCAGCGGCCCAGCGACGGCUCCAGCCCGGACCGCCCGGAGAAGCGGGCCACGUCCUACCAGAUGCCCCUGGUGCAGUGCUCGUCCAGCAGCCGGGGCCGGGGCGACGACGCCGACGGGCCGCCGCAGCGCCGCGGCGGCUGCGCCGGGCGGCACGGGGGCGGGACGGGGCGGCUCGCCGGGGUGCUGGCCGCCGCCGUCACCGCUCUGCUCGCCCUGCGGCACGGUUAGCAGAGGAGCGCUACAGGAACCUUCCUGGAACUCUGAACUCCUUCACGUCUGCCAAAGACUCGACACUGCUGCACCACACAAACUGCACUUUAGAGUGGAAACGUCUCCACACACACACACACACACACACACACACACACACACACACACACACACAUCUUUAUACACUCACACAGCCCAGAUCAUGUUGUUUUUAUCGUGUAUUUACCUUCAUCUAUCGAUAGUUUUGUACUGCGAAGACACACAAAGUGACCAUGGAGGAGUCACCGUUUACAGCAGAACCUUCUCACACUGUAAAAUGAAAAUAAAGAUUUCAAACUUUUCUGCCUCAGUUCAGCUCCACAUCAGCCAGAAAGACUUUUUUGUUUGGAUGACACUGGACGUUGUUUCUAGAGGUUACUCUGAGAGUACGUAAAAUCACACCUGGAGAAGUGAUUAAAUAAAGGAGCAUCCAAUAUCGCAGAGAGACAGACUCUUAUUUUGAAGGACUCGUUGAAGUGCAUACAGUUCAAAGAUCAAUCCAUCGUUCUGAUUGAUUUGAAAAUAUCUUUAUCUUUAUUUAAGAUCAUGAUCUUAAUUAUAGUAAAGCAGGGGUGUCAGACAUAAGGCCUGAGGCCCAAAACUGUCCCGCAAGAGGCCAACAUCUGGCCAAACCACCAAGAAAACUCACUGCUGACACUGUUUAUCCUUUUAAAGAAAAAUGCUUCAGUGUGUUUUAGAUGAAAAGACAUCGUCUGAGAAAAGUCACAGCACACUACUCCUGAGUUUUCCACACGUUUUGAUGUGCUUCUUAUGGUGUUGCUCCAAUAAGUGUGGGAUGAGUUUUCCUGCAAAGUAUUUGCAAGAGAAGAAAAACUAGGAAAAAUUUCUCGAGGUAUUUUUGGUGAAAAAGGUUUGAGCACCUGUAAAAGCAACAUUUUUUGCU